AUGCAUGUACGGCACAAAUUGAAGUCAUUUACUGGUUUUGUCGACGUUAGAAAUUUUCCUGUUUGUCGUAAUUUGUGUUCGAAUACAAACCCAUUAUAUGUUUGCAACUCAAGAAUCACAAGAUGUUCCAAACUGGGGGAUAUAGAAACUGCACGCCGUGUGUUCGAUGAAACUCCCCAGAAGAAUGUGGUGACUUGGAAUUGUAUGAUAUCUGGGUACGUUAGGAAUGGGAUGAUUCGUGAGGCACGCAAGGUAUUUGAUGCUGUGCCCGGUAGAAAUAUUGUUUCUUGGACUGCUAUGUUAAGUGGGUACGCAAAAUGUGGAAUGUUGGAAGAGGCGCGAGUUUUGUUUGAGAAGAUAGAUAGCAAGAAUGUUGUUUGUUGGAAUUCAAUGAUAUCUGGGUAUGUAAGAAAUGGAGAAAUUAGAGAGGCUAGAAAAUUGUUUGAGGCAAUGCCUGUUAAGAAUUCUGUGUCAUGGGUGACUAUAAUUGAAGGGUAUUUUAGAUAUGGCCUUGUAAGUGAAGCCAAGAAGUUGUUUGAUCGUGCUUCAAAAAAAAGUGUCUUGGUUUAUAAUGCUAUGUUGGCCGGUUAUGCUGAAAUGGGAUAUGUUGAUGAUUCUUACGAGUUAUUUGUUAUAAUGCCUCAACGUGAUGUGGCUUCUUGGACUUGUAUGAUAAAGUGUUUUUCAAAUGGAGGGCAGGUGGAGAGAGCUAGGAGCUUGUUUCAGGAGAUGCCGGAAAAGGAUGUCGUGGCUUGGACAACAAUGAUGCGGGCUUAUUUGCAGAAUGGUCGUAUUGCAGAUGCUAGGGAAUUAUUUAAUGAGAUGCCUCAUAAAGACAUUGUUGCAUGGAUUGAUGGUUGUAUUCAGAAUGGAAGGGUUGAAGAUGCUCUUGAAUUGUUCAUGCAGAUGCCAAGGAGGGAUACAGUGUCAUGGAAUUCAGUAUUGCAGGGAUAUGUGCAACAAGAUGAUAUGAUUAAUGCUUGCAAAUUUUUUGAAGCAAUGCCCCAAAAAGAUGAAACCUCAUGGAACAUAAUGAUUGCUGGAUAUCAAAGUGAGAAAGCUUUAGUUUUAUAUGUCCACAUGUUGCAAAGUGGAUUUAAGCCUGAUCAAGGGACCUUUACUAGUGUAAUCUCGGAGCAUUACCGACCCAGUACAAACCCAGCAAAGAGACCAUCCCGCAUGGCAACCAAGCUGAGCAUUGGGUUAAUGCAUGUGCGGCACAAAUUGAAGUCAUUUAUUGGUUUUGUCGACGUUAGAAAUUUUCCUGUUUGUCGUAAUUUGAGUUCGAAUACAAACCCAUUAUAUAUUUGCAACGCAAGAAUCACAAGAUGUUCCAAACUGGGGGAUAUAGAAAAUGCACGCCGUGUAUUCGAUGAAAUUCCCCACAAGAAUGUGGUGACUUGGAAUUGUAUGAUAUCUGGGUACGUUAGGAAUGGGAUGAUUCGUGAGGCACGCGAGGUAUUUAAUGCUGUGCCCGGUAGAAAUAUUGUUUCUUGGACUGCUAUGUUAAGUGGGUACGCAAAAUGUGGAAUGUUGGAAGAGGCGCGAGUUUUGUUUGAGAAGAUAGAUAGCAAGAAUGUUGUUUGUUGGAAUUCAAUGAUAUCUGGGUACGUAAGAAAUGGAGAAAUUAGAGAGGCUAGAAAAUUGUUUGAGGCAAUGCCUGUUAAGAAUUCUGUGUCAUGGGUGACUAUAAUUGAAGGGNUACGAUUCUAUAAUUCAACCAAGCUGAGCAUUGGGUUAAUGCAUGUACGGCACAAAUUGAAGUCAUUUACUGGUUUUGUCGACGUUAGAAAUUUUCCUGUUUGUCGUAAUUUGUGUUCGAAUACAAACCCAUUAUAUGUUUGCAACUCAAGAAUCACAAGAUGUUCCAAACUGGGGGAUAUAGAAACUGCACGCCGUGUGUUCGAUGAAACUCCCCAGAAGAAUGUGGUGACUUGGAAUUGUAUGAUAUCUGGGUACGUUAGGAAUGGGAUGAUUCGUGAGGCACGCAAGGUAUUUGAUGCUGUGCCCGGUAGAAAUAUUGUUUCUUGGACUGCUAUGUUAAGUGGGUACGCAAAAUGUGGAAUGUUGGAAGAGGCGCGAGUUUUGUUUGAGAAGAUAGAUAGCAAGAAUGUUGUUUGUUGGAAUUCAAUGAUAUCUGGGUAUGUAAGAAAUGGAGAAAUUAGAGAGGCUAGAAAAUUGUUUGAGGCAAUGCCUGUUAAGAAUUCUGUGUCAUGGGUGACUAUAAUUGAAGGGUAUUUUAGAUAUGGCCUUGUAAGUGAAGCCAAGAAGUUGUUUGAUCGUGCUUCAAAAAAAAGUGUCUUGGUUUAUAAUGCUAUGUUGGCCGGUUAUGCUGAAAUGGGAUAUGUUGAGGAUUCUUACGAGUUAUUUGUUAUAAUGCCUCAACGUGAUGUGGCUUCUUGGACUAGUAUGAUAAAGUGUUUUUCAAAUGGAGGGCAGGUGGAGAGAGCUAGGAGCUUGUUUCAGGAGAUGCCGGAAAAGGAUGUGGUGGCUUGGACAACAAUGAUGCGGGCUUAUUUGCAGAAUGGUCGUAUUGCAGAUGCUAGGGAAUUAUUUAAUGAGAUGCCUCAUAAAGACAUUGUUGCAUGGAACUCAAUGAUUGAUGGUUGUAUUCAGAAUGGAAGGGUUGAAGAUGCUCUUGAAUUGUUCAUGCAGAUGCCAAGGAGGGAUACAGUGUCAUGGAAUUCAGUAUUGCAGGGAUAUGUGCAACAAGAUGAUAUGAUUAAUGCUUGCAAAUUUUUUGAAGCAAUGCCCCAAAAAGAUGAAACCUCAUGGAACAUAAUGAUUGCUGGAUAUCAAAGCGAGAAAGCUUUAGUUUUAUAUGUCCACAUGUGGCAAAGUGGAUUUAAGCCUGAUCAAGGGACCUUUACUAGUGUAAUCUCGGUAUGUGGUGUGCUUUCUGUACAUGGUUGGGGAAGAGCAGUGCAUCUCUAUGUCAUUAAGAUUGGUUAUGAAAAUGAUACAAUGGUAAUGAGUUCAUUAGUAUCUAUGUAUUCUAGAUGUGGCUUCUUCAAAUAUGCUGCAGCUGCAUUUGAAAGGAUAACUGAUCGUGAUAUAGUUGCUUGGAAUGCCAUGAUUGUGGCACAAGCAUACCAUGGUUCUGCUGUAGACACCCUCAAUCUCUUCUCUUCUAUGAUUCGAGGUGGAUUAGAACCUGACCAUGUAACUUUUCUAGGACUCUUGACUGCCUGUGCUCAUUCAGGACUAGUCGAUGAGAGCUGGAAACAGUUCAACUCUAUGAAGGUGAACUGGAAUUUGACACCAAAACCAGAGCAUUAUGCCUGCAUAGUUGAUCUACUUGGUAGAUCAGGAUUGCUGGCUGAAGCCUUUGAGUUAGUUAAACAAUUACCAGUGGAUCUCCCAGCACAUGCUUGGGAAUCAUUACUUAGUUCUUGUAGAGUCCAUGAAAAUUUUGAGCUAGGUGAAUUUGUAGCACUAAAACUUCUAAGUGUUCAACCUUGUAAUGUUGGGAUGUAUGUACUCCUAUCAAAUAUAUAUGCUUCGAGAGGUUUGUGGAAGGAAGCAGCACAUAUUAGAGCAGUAUUGAAGCAACUUCAAUUGAAGAAAGAGUUGGCAUGUAGUUGGAUUGAGAUGAAUGGUCAGAUCUGUCAGUUUUUUUGCAGUGACAAGUCUCAUCCCCGAACAGAGGACAUAUACAAAGAAUUAGUUAGCCUCAAUGUAAUCAUGGAUGAAAUAGGCUCAAUGAUGCAUUAAUG
Molecule: messenger RNA, 3716 nt
Organism: Ilex paraguariensis (yerba mate)
Lineage: Eukaryota; Viridiplantae; Streptophyta; Magnoliopsida; Aquifoliales; Aquifoliaceae
Source: the annotation of a GenBank genome assembly